This is a messenger RNA of Pygocentrus nattereri (red-bellied piranha), 1255 nucleotides long. RefSeq names its product aminoacyl tRNA synthetase complex interacting multifunctional protein 1b (gene aimp1b). The record is from RefSeq and is a predicted model, not a curated record. Bases 6 to 1061 code for a protein of 351 amino acids. Gene Ontology annotation, molecular function: tRNA binding. The transcript is spliced from 7 exons. Lineage: Eukaryota; Metazoa; Chordata; Actinopteri; Characiformes; Serrasalmidae.
UGACCAUGCAGGCCGAGAGAGAGCGAGAGGGAGAGAGAGAGAGAGAGAGGUCAGUCCUUUGGCUACUCUCCUCUGUCUCACAGCGGCUGUGUUUUUCUGCAGGUGUGAGUAUGGCAGGUAAAUCUCCUCCUGAGUCGAAUGUGGAUCUGAAGGAGGAAGAACGGAUGAUGGAGUUUUUCACACAGCAGGUGCAGCUGCUCAAAGAGAAAGCAAUGCUGCAGGCCUCAGUGCGCGAGGAGAAGAAACUGCUGGUGGAAAACGGGAAACUGAAGAAGGACAUAGAUGAGCUGAAGGGAAAACUGCAGGAUAUACGCAGGAAAAAAUCCAUGAAGCUCCAUCAGGAGAGGGUUCUGACCGCCUCUAUAACAGAGAUUAAGGCUACUGCCCCAGAGGGCUCACUUCAAACUGACCCAUCGCAGCCUUCCACUGCCCCCCCAGCUCAGAGGAGCACCCCGCACACUCACAGCGAGGGGAGGAGGAGGAGAGACCGGAGAGGAGCUCGUGUGGACUCCGCCGUCUGUCCUGCAGAUCGUCCCAGUGCAGUGUCCAUUUUGGAGCGAGACCACAGACCCGAUGUGUCCAGGCUGGACCUGCGGAUCGGCCGAAUCCUCACAGUCCGAAAACACCCAGACUCAGAGUCCCUCUAUGUACAGGAAGUGGACCUGGGAGAGCCCUCCCCCAGGACAGUGGUCAGUGGACUGGCUAAUCAUGUGGCUCCAGAGCAGUUACAGGACAGCCUGGCUGUGCUCCUGUGUAAUGUAAAGCCAGUGAAAGUGCGUGGGGUCCAGUCUCACGCCCGGCUGGUGUGCGCCGUCAAUCAAGACAAGAUGGAGCCUUUGGAUCCGCCCACCGGAGCACAGCCUGGAGACAGGGUCACCUUCCAGAACUACCCAGGUGAAGCUGAGCGGGAGUUGAACCCAAAGCGACGGAUUUGGGAGCGUUUACUGCCCGACCUGCGUACGGACGCCAAAGGCGUGGCCAACUAUAAGGGCGUGGGGUUCGAGGUGAGGGGGAAGGGCCUCUGCCGAGCCGCUACCAUCAGCAACGGAGGCAUCAAGUAAAAGAACGAGGGUCGUCACCAAGGUUACCAACAUCUUCGCCCAGCGUUGUUUUUCCACCCAACCUACCAGAUUCAGCUAAUCAUCCCUGCUGCAGUGAAUCCGGAGUGUUAAAACUGGGAAACUCUGAGCUCUGAAAUGUUCCACAACUGUCCAGUUCAGUAAGAAUCAUAAUAAAAUCCAGAGCUAUACAUUUC